UCUGUUACGCACGUUUUGGGGGAAGAGAGAGAGAAGCUGAACCUAUAGUCUGUUAACGUGUUUACCCUUUUCAUUUGUUCGUCAUCGUCAUCAUCUUCUUCUUCCUCUGUCUCUCUCUCUCUCUCUCUGGCAUCAUAUCAAACAGAUCCGUUGGAGUGUUCAGAUCUGUCGGAAACUCAAACCUAAUUCCAGAUUCUGAUUCAGACAGGUUCUCUCUCUGAAAGUGUCGUAGAAUCCAUGGGAACGUUCCAAAGCUUCCGCAAAGCCUACGGAGCGCUAAAGGACACCACCACCGUUGGCCUCGCCAAGGUCAACAGCGAAUUCAAGGAUUUGGAUAUUGCCAUCGUCAAGGCCACGAAUCACGUAGAAUGUCCCCCUAAAGAACGUCACGUUCGCAAAAUAUUCUCGGCGACGUCUGUUGUACGGCCAAGAGCGGAUGUUGCUUACUGCAUUCACGCACUCUCCAAGAGAUUGUCCAAAACUCGCAACUGGAUCGUCGCAAUAAAGGUGUUGAUAGUGAUUCACAGAACAUUAAGAGAAGGCGAUCCCACUUUCAGAGAGGAGCUUCUGAAUUACUCACACAGAGGACAUAUACUCAGAAUCUCCAACUUCAAAGACGAUUCCAGCCCUCUCGCCUGGGACUGCUCGGCCUGGGUUAGGACAUACGCUCUGUUUCUGGAGGAGAGGCUCGAGUGUUAUCGUGUCUUGAAAUACGACAUCGAGUCAGAGCGUUUGCAGAAAGCCUCUGGUGCCGCUUCCAAGACGCAUAGGACGAGGGUACUGUCUGGAGAAGACUUGCUAGAACAGUUACCUGCGUUACAACAGCUUCUUUACCGGCUUGUCGGCUGUCAGCCUGAAGGAGCAGCCUAUAGCAACUAUCUGAUCCAGUACGCACUCGCGUUGGUGCUUAAAGAGAGCUUCAAAAUAUAUUGUGCAAUCAACGACGGAAUCAUUAACCUCGUAGACAUGUUCUUUGAGAUGUCAAGACAUGAUGCAGUCAAAGCUCUCAAUAUAUACAAAAGGGCUGGUCAACAGGCUGAUAAUCUGGCUGAGUUUUAUGAGUACUGCAAAGGGUUAGAGAUCGCGAGGAACUUUCAGUUCCCGACGUUGAGACAGCCUCCACCAUCUUUCCUCGCGACAAUGGAAGAGUACAUUAAAGAGGCUCCUCAAAGUGGUUCUGUUCAGAAAAAGCUGGAAUACGAGGAAAAGGAGGAGGAAGAAGAACAAGAAGGAGAACAACCUGAAGAAGAGGAAGGCCAGAAGGAAGCUGAAAACAUCGAAGACAACAAGCCUGUAACCGAGGAAGAAGAAGAAGUGCCUGAACCUGAAGUAGAAAAAGAAGAGGAAGAAAUCAAACCGGCGAAUUUGAUAGACACCGAUGACCUAUUGGGUCUGAGUGAAAUAAACCCAAAAGCUGCAGAGAUUGAGGAAAGCAAUGCAUUGGCUCUCGCAAUAUACCCACCAGGGCACGAGGCUUCAGGUCCAUCUAACAGUCUAAGCUUAAUAGAAGCCAGUGGAACGGGGUGGGAACUGGCACUGGUCACCCCUCAGAACGAUAACAACAAAGUUCCACGGCCAGCGGUAGAAACCAAACUUGCGGGAGGAUUCGACAAGCUUCUAUUAGACAGCCUCUACGAGGACGAAGCAGCGAGGAGACAGAUACAACUGACAAACGCAGGAUAUGGGCAUGGAGGAAUGGCUGUAACAGCUCCUCCAAACCCGUUCGAGAUGCAGAGAGAUCCGUUCGCCAUGUCUAACACCAUUGCACCUCCGACGAAUGUUCAGAUGGCGAUGCUGUCUCAACAGCAACAGCAACAACAGUACGAACAACAACAGCAACAUCAGAUGAUGAUGAUGCAGCAGCAGCAGCAGUAUCAGUACAAUUACUCGACAAACCAUUAUCACCAUCACCAGUUCCCAAAUCCCGCUUCUUCUUCUCCUAAUCCAUUCGGAGAUCCUUUCCUUGCUCUUCCCGCUCCCCCUGGCUCUUCUGCUCCUCAACACCAUCAACCCACCUCUCAUCACCAUAUGCUUCUCUAGACUCUCUCUCUCUCUCUCUCUCUCUCUCUAAGAGUUUGGUUCAUUGAUUCGUUUAUAUUCAGGGCUAUAUAUUGUCAUUCUUUUAUUCUUUCUAGUGGGAGGAUUUCGGUGUUCCCUUCUUUUCAUCUCUACAAUCUGUUCACAUUUGUUCCUUCUUUGUCUUAACAAUGCUUCGUAUAAAGAUGUGUGAUCUCUUCCAAAGAUAAUAAGGAGACG
Tarenaya hassleriana is the source of this 2256-nucleotide messenger RNA. RefSeq names its product putative clathrin assembly protein At5g57200. NCBI's taxonomy places the organism in Eukaryota, Viridiplantae, Streptophyta, Magnoliopsida, Brassicales, Cleomaceae. The transcript has 14 exons. Gene Ontology annotation, molecular function: SNARE binding; clathrin heavy chain binding; phosphatidylinositol-4,5-bisphosphate binding. The record is from RefSeq and is a predicted model, not a curated record. Gene Ontology annotation, cellular component: clathrin-coated pit; clathrin-coated vesicle. Gene Ontology annotation, biological process: clathrin-dependent endocytosis; vesicle budding from membrane; clathrin coat assembly. Bases 238 to 2040 code for a protein of 600 amino acids.